Messenger RNA from Oikopleura dioica, 1110 nucleotides. NCBI's taxonomy places the organism in Eukaryota, Metazoa, Chordata, Appendicularia, Copelata, Oikopleuridae. The record is from the annotation of a GenBank genome assembly.
AUGCGGAAUGGACCUUCUACGAAUAGCAUCCUUUCCGGAGCCGAGUUCACUCCCGCACUGACAUCAGAUGAAGUCGAGAAAAUGCUCAAACACGACCCAAGAAUCCGAAGCCGAAGCAUUUUAAGGCAGCAGUCAGAAGAACCUGCCGACGAAAGGCCUCCCUACAGGAAGACGAUUUCUUUCGAAGGCGACGGUUAUAGCUUUUCUGAAAGCAGCGAGGAAGAAGAAAGUGACACCGAAGAAAUCAGGGAAGCGGAAGAAAGGGAACGUCAAGAACGAGAAGCUGAAGAAAAGAAGUUGUACGAUGCGAAAAUAAAGUUUUUGUCUCCUUUGAUGCUCGAGCACGAGCUGUCCGACGCUUUUCUCAAGUGGGCCUUGGACAAGGACUGCGACUUCGACGAGUUCAAAGUAAAGAUCAAGAAAGAACUGAAGGAAAUAAGAGAUGGGGAAGCAGAAGUGGACGGUAGCGAGAUAAGUGAAAGCAAAGAAGAGUCGAGCCCCUACAUGAAACGGUGCCGAGACAUAAACGAGUGCAUCAGGCAAGGAAUCGUCGUCGACGACGGUUUUUACAGAAUGGCGACGGACAAACGUGUCUCGGACGCGUUUUGGGAGCAUAGGAUCAAGGUACUGAUGAAGAAGAGGGAGUUCAUGGUCUCGGGAAAAUUGGAAGUUGAAGAGUACAUGGGCGCGAAUCCAAAAGAACAGGGCACACACAUUGCGAUAGACGAGAAUUACACAGAAGACAAGCGGAGAUAUACAGACAGAAUAGUGGACGAGCACGCAUGCGAACUUGUCGAGAAAAAAUCGUUCGUUUCAAAAAGAGCAAAAGAAAACGGGCAGGACAUGACGAUCAGAAUCUACACUCUCCGAGAAGCGAACGCGGACACCCUCAAAGAACAAAUCCAAGAUCUGAGCCUUGAAAAUGCCGAUGCUGCUCGCGAAAAACUGAAUGAAAUCAUCCUCUCGGCUCAAAUGCUUUCCAAAAAUCUCAACAAAAAUGAAAAUAGUCCUCGCUUGGAGCGAUUCGAAGAGAGCGAAAAGUCAAAGAACUACAGAGCUGGCGAAAACAAAAAGACAGAAAUUCUAUCCGAACUCAUAUCAACCACUUAA